UGGGUAUCUCAGUCUCCCGGGCAGAGCGCUUCGCCGUGCCAGAGUGCGUUCAGGCUGCGCGGUGUCGGACCGAAACCACCGGGGUUCCCAAAAUAAACUGAAGGGACGCUGAUACGCGCGCGCACACACACACGGAGGAUACACACAGCGGAAGACUGAGAAGGAGAGAGAGAUACACACCGGCGGAUGGCGGAGCAGAGCCAAAGAAUAGACAGUGCACCGUAAAAGGAAAGGGGCACCGCUUUCUCCUCGUCUUUUUCUCGCUUUCGCUUGCACAUCAGUUGAAGAAGCCGGAGGACUGAGUUAUUUAUUAAUAUGGAUUCAUUCAUUUAUUUAUCUAUCGAUUUUGCUUUAAUUAGUGACCCCCGGUAGAGAAAGAGGAGAGAGAGAAACAGCGAGGGGAGGAGAGGGAGGAGCGAAAGUCAGACGGGGGUGCCUGCGUAGCCUUACUUUAUUAUUUCAUUAAUUCUCUCUUUUACCAAAUAACGGUUUUUAUUGUGUCGCUUUGCGUGCGUGUAUUCUUCAGCAGAUCAGCCAGCUAUUAACCAAAUCUUUAGGAGAACCAAAAAGCAGCAACUCCACUCUUACACGGACAGUUUCUUUCUGCCUUUUCCUUACCGAGGAUUCGCCGGUGGACUGCGUUUGUUUAGGACUUUUAAUGAGAGCGCAGGAGGGAAAAUCCAUCUUUCCCCAACCCAAACCAAAGCAAACCCGGCCGAGGGGUGAAGACUGGGUCUGAGAACCACUGCGAGCUUUACGCACAGCUGUGUGGACACAAUAAAUUGAGUCUAAUUGUGCCUGUGUUGCAUCCAGUAGAGAGUAGCUGAGUGACGAGCACCGAAUGCACCGGAUUCAUGGGUGCAAUGAUAGCAGAUAUCACCAAAUGGCCAGUCACCUUCAGCUUGUAUUAGCCUGUAUGGAUAACCACUGGUAGCUUUAUUUAUUCUCCCAAAGCCAAACAGUCUUUGCUGCGCGCCCAGCACAUCGCUGCGUGUUCGUGUGUGUGCCGGACUAGAUCAGUUCAAGAAGACUCAAGUCAGAGGAACAGAGUAUCCAUCUGGUUACCAGAGCUGUACAAAAUCCAGAAGUAGAGAAAUGUGAAUCCAGAGAGACACAGAAUCGAUUCACAGAAGAAGAAAAAAGCCAAAUCCUUAAUCUCCUUUUUUUUUCAAGUCGUCCCAGCAUCCUUACAAACGGCUGUCCACAAACCUGGAGAGCAUACGAAGAAAAGCCAAAGAACGACGACAGGACCACGAAUAGGAGAAGGAAAAAAAGUGAGACUAAAAUAAAAACAACGACCCCCAGGUCGACAGAGGACCAUGUUUGUCCCCCUGCCGGUCCCCUUCGUCUUUCAGAGAACAGCGUCCGACUUCAGCGCCUGGAGACUCAAGUCCUCGCUGGCUCCGCGGUCCAGUCCCGAUAUCAGGAUGUCCAAAGCAGGGGAGGAAAAGCCUGGAGCUGACUAUCCAGGGGACAGUUCAGACUCUGACAGAAACAGCCCCGAUGAGCAGGCUCAGACAAUGAAAACAAGCCCCUUCAGCCUCUCUCCCACACCAGUUGGCAACAAGGGAAAGAUUGAGGAUGGCUCUGAGAUAACACACAGCGCUGCACUUCCGGCACCGCCCUCUCAGCAACAGCAACAGACUCAACACCACCACACACAGUUGAUGCUUGCUGGAAGUCAGCUAGCAGGGCUUGCUGCACUUCUCCCGGCCCAGCAGCAGCUGCUCCUCCAACAGGCGCAGGCUCAGCUCUUGGCGGCAGCCGUUCAGCAGUCGAACGCCGCCCAUGCCGCUCACGCUGCCCACGCCGCCGCACAGCAGCAAGCCAACCAGCAGCAGCAGCAACAAAACCAAUCGCAAUCCCAACAACAGCAGCAGCAGCAAACCAAACAGGAGCAAACAGUCCAAGCCCCGCCUCCACCGCCACAGCUGGCCCUGUCGCAGCCAAUCCAGCUCACAGCACAGGACAUCCAGCAGCUGUUGCAGCUCCAGCAGCUGGUUUUAAUGCCGGGUCACCCUCUCCAGUCUCCUGCCCAGUUCCUCCUGUCACAGCCAGCACAGGCACAGCAGCCACAGCAGGGUUUGCUCUCGACACCAAAUCUGAUCCAGCUACCUCAACAAAGCCCAGGGGGACUGCUGACAUCACCACCUCGCCUGGGACUCCAAGCACAGAGAGAGAAGAGCAGCGAUGCUGGAAGCAGCAGCAGUGGAGGCUCUUUAGUUGCCACUGGGAGCAGCGGUGUUGGUGUUGUGACAUCUGUAGGAGUUACCUCUGCAUCCAGCAGCGCCAUGGCUUCUUCCUUAGCCUCUGGCUUGAGUUCUGGAGGUCACGGGGGUCACGGUGGUCACAUGGGGGAAGAACCCAGCGAUCUAGAGGAGCUGGAGCAGUUUGCCCGCACCUUCAAGCAGCGCCGCAUAAAGCUGGGAUUCACCCAGGGCGAUGUUGGUGUGGCUAUGGGAAAACUGUACGGCAACGAUUUCAGCCAGACCACCAUCUCCCGCUUUGAAGCUCUCAACCUGAGCUUUAAGAACAUGUGCAAGCUGAAGCCUCUCCUCGAGAAGUGGCUGAGUGACGCAGAAACAAUGGCAGUAGACAGCAUGCUGCCCAGCCCUUCUUCUAUCUCCUCCCCCAUGUUGGGCAUCGAGGGUCUACCUGGCCGACGCAGGAAGAAACGCACCAGCAUCGAGACCAAUGUGCGAGUAGUCCUAGAGCGCAACUUCAGCACGAACCAGAAGCCUACCUCUGAGGAGAUCCUGCUGAUGGCGGAGCAGCUCAACAUGGAAAAGGAGGUGAUUCGCGUUUGGUUCUGCAACCGCCGGCAGAAAGAGAAACGCAUCAACCCCUCCAGCAGCACCACCCCUCCACUGCCCAGCCAGACCUCGCCCGUUGUGACGCACAAAGCCCCCUGCUACAGCCCGCACAUGAUAUCGAGUCAGGGUCUGUCCCAGGUCACCACCAGCCUCAGCACAACAGGCACCAGUUCGUCACCUUCAGCGUCCUGCCCCAUGACUCCGGUCAGCUCAGUUGCCAUUUCUUCUUCUGUGACUCCGCCUCCUCAUAGCACAGCCAGCCCAGCUCCUCCCAGCCUCGGGACCUCUGGGCUCAACGCUGGGAACACAAUGAUGGGAGUAAGCACAGGGAUGAACCAGGCCCUCAUUGGCAACAAUCCCCUGGCUACCAUGCAAGCUCUGGCAGCCAGCGGUGGGCAGCUACCCAUUUCCAGCCUUGAAGGUGGAGCAGGUCACAUGCUUCUCGGUGGACCUGGGGGUCCCUCUGUCCCCUCCUCUCUCCGCCCUUCUCUCUUCCUCAACCGACCCACUCUCCUCCCCAUGGUGACCGGCUCUAUGGCAACAACAUCCACAACCGCCAUGGGACUGGUCAGCAGCAGCAGCGGUGGCGUGUGCGGCCCAAGGCCCUCCUUUUCCCAGUCUCCUUCCGCUGGCACCAGCAACCUCAUGAGCCCAACUUCGUGCCCAGAAGAGUCCGUGUCUCCUUGUUCAAGUCCCGCCUCUUUCUGUUCCUUCAGCGAAGCCUCGCCACCACCGCUGGGAGGGACCAUGGCCGACUGAUCCCCGACUGACAGCCAAAGUAUCCUAUUAGAGGACGAGGAGGAGAAGGAGGACGAUUAAAGGAGCUUUAAAAAUCUAAAUUUACAACCUCGCCUUUGAACCAAAGCCAUCUCUCUGUCCGAUCCAUCUCUGGUUUUGUCUGUCUCUCUCUUUCUGUAUCUCCCUGCUGACGUCUUUUGAAGCCAAAAAUAUACACAGAUGGAUGCAGGGAGGAAGCAGAGAGAGAGGUAGGAUGGAAAGGAUAGAGAGAACUGCAGAACGAAGGAGGGGAAUUCGAAACCAAAUAUUGAUCUACAGCUGGAGAGGUGGCACUGAGGUGUGUUUUUGCUUGGCAUCGGGAAGUGAACACCACGCUUUUUAACAGCUGGAGAAAAAAACUCAGUGAGGGCAGGGAUGAAAACUGAAACUGUGUGUGGAAAAAAGAAAAUGGGAGGCAAAGAAAAGACUUGUUUAACAAGCCCGAAGGUCGUGUGGUUGCAACCAAAUUUUAAAAAAACAAACAAAAAAGCAAGAAAGAAAAUAUGCUAGAAGAGAAACACACAAAGAUGUAAACCAAAAUCUCUGAAUACCAAAAACUGAAAACCAAAAAAAGACAAAAAACCAACAAACGGAGCGAAAAGCUUUAGUUCAAAAAGACUUUCUGAUCUGUCCAGGAUCAGUUUAGUACUUCAUUCUACGUCAUGCCAAACAUUUCCCAUUUCACUCAGGAUUUCUGUUUUUCUUUUGUUUUCCAUCUUCAGCUGAAGAUUUACAAAACAUCUAUUUUUCUAUUAUUUUGUAUUCAUUGCUCUUUCUUAUCCAACUCAAACAGUUUCAUACUUUACAGUUGAACCCACGUGCAGGAUGUCUACCUACCUCUCUCUUUACAGCUUUACAGUGGUCAACCUACCUUACAUUUUAACAGACUGUUUGUUUUAAUGAGACUGGGGCAGCAGAUGGGUGGGGUUUACUAUGAUAAUAAUUACUUUAGUGUCCGGUAAGAAGCCAAUCUGUAUUCGCUGUAGUACAAAAAUAACUUACUGGUAUUCAUUAAAGUCUUCUUUGUAGCAAAACCCACCCUUCUGGUAAAAGUUGGAAACUCCACUGAAGUGGUCAAAAUUUUAAGGGUUAUUUAGCUGUUAAAUGUCAAUUUGUUAGAUCCACAGUUGAUUUUGGGGAUUAUUUGUAUCUCAGAUUUCCCUCAGAGACGGAUUUUAAUCGGUUACUAUCAUUAUCAUCAUCAUCAUUAUUAUCUUUAAUUUUUGUUCAAACCAAAGUAUACACUGAAUAGGAUUCAUGCUGCCUGCGGAGUGGAUAUACACAAGGCAGAUGUGUGGUUUAUUUAUUUUUAUAUUAUUUAUUGUUUGCUGUCUUUAAUUUAAUGUUACCCUUUAUACACGCUCACCACCAUCAUCAUCAUCACGUCACCUUUCAGACUGCUCAUCUACCACCAGACAGUCACUCUUGGAUACCAAAGCAUCGCCUCUGGCAGCGUUGUCUCUGGAUUCGCCCGGGAGACGAGUGUCCAGACAAAACCUCAGCAGUGUCAAAGGGAAAACACAUAUACACAAACACACAUAUUACAGUACACUACAAGCAUAAGAAAGACCAAACCAAAAAAAAAAGAACAAAAGAAAGAGGUGAAGCACCGGCAUUCCCCUUACUGCCCCCAAACCCCUGCCCUCCAACCCUCCCUCCCAUCCGCCCCUCUCCUUUGUCUCCAAAGAUCAGAUCAAAGGGCCAAAAGAAACAAGGAGGAGAAGAGAAAGAGGAGAAGCGGAGGAGCCAAAGGUAUGAAGAGCUGCAGGGGCAAAGCGAGGAGGAGAAGAAGAAGAGGAGGAGGAGGAGAUGGAGAAGUAGGAGGAAGAGGAGCAGGAGGAGAUGCGCUUGAAGCAGCGGACCAAAAAACCAAAAAGUAACCCAAAACCAAAAGCUACUGCUACUACAGCUACUAGUUAUGUGUGAGUGACUGAAGCGUAACGAAACCAAAUACAAACAAAGAGGGGGAGGACGGGGGAGAGAAGGGGUGAGUAAGGCCCUGUCUGUCUGUUCGUCUUUAACUGUGAUUGCCGUUCUUGUAUCAUCAGACAGAAAUCGUUCCCUCCCUCCUUCCCGACCUCCCUCUGCCGGCCACCUCGGCUUUGUUCUCACUUUCUUUUUCCUGGAUGGAUAAAAUAUGGAUUAACCUCAACAAACUGACUUUGAGAAUAUAUAUAUUUUUGUUUCUGCUUUCCAUAGUGUGUCUGUUACCGAUGUAUGGAUUCGUCUCAUUGCUUUCUUCUUAUUAUGCGGUGGGUAAGGAGGGAGGGAGGGGCUGGGUGGGUGGGGGUGAUGGGUUGGUUUGGCAACGUGUUGCCUGUUUUCAUAUCUUCUUGUCUCUUCGGUUGUGGUCCGGGUUUUUCUUUUACGUUUGGAGAUAACUGUGAAAAUGUAGCUUCCGGGAUUCACUUUCUUUCUUUCUUUUAAGUUGAUUCAGAAUGUUGUGAAAAAGCCAAAACUGAAAACCAAAAGCAAAACUUUUUAGAAAUACAACCAUACCAAAUAGAACAACCAAACCAAUGCACAAGUCGUAUGAGUGGAUUAGCUGAAGUGUGUGUGUGUGUGUGUGUGUGUGUGUGUGUGUGUCUGUGUCUGUGUGUAAGCAUGUGUAGGUAAACAUAAUUCUCUUACAUACAAACCAAACCAUAAAACACACAAAAAACACAUGGUGGACAAAAUAAUACCAGUCAGUUAAGAGCAAAGCUCCGGUCAGUUUGAACCUGGAUCUGUUUCUGCAGUUUUCCAAUCACACUCAUCGACAUCCUGCAAAAGAUUCAGAUCACAUCUCAUAAAAACUUUGCCCAUUCAUCCCCCCCAUAAAGAAAUGCACAAAUUUAGCAUUUUUUGGUUCAAUUAUGAUCACAUAAAUCACAGCAAGUUUCCAGAGUUUCUCACACUUGUUGAAAAAGGCAGGAAUGCUUAUGAUGACUCAGCUCCUGGCCACUUAAACCCCAAUUUUAAAUCAACCUAGGGCUCUUUUUGUAGUACUUACAGGAUGUAAAUUCAGUUUUAAAGGCCUUGACGGCACCACAAUAAAAAAACAAACAAACAACAGUUUAUGAGUCUGAUUGUGUUGCACAAGUGAAAACAAUAGUGUGCUCAUUUCAAG
Oreochromis niloticus (Nile tilapia) is the source of this 6699-nucleotide messenger RNA. RefSeq names its product POU class 2 homeobox 2a (gene pou2f2a). Bases 1320 to 3572 code for a protein of 750 amino acids. Gene Ontology annotation, molecular function: DNA-binding transcription factor activity, RNA polymerase II-specific; RNA polymerase II cis-regulatory region sequence-specific DNA binding. The record is from RefSeq and is a predicted model, not a curated record. Gene Ontology annotation, cellular component: nucleus. Gene Ontology annotation, biological process: regulation of transcription by RNA polymerase II. Lineage: Eukaryota; Metazoa; Chordata; Actinopteri; Cichliformes; Cichlidae. The transcript is spliced from 16 exons.